CUUGUUUUCUUUUCUAGAACGUGUUUUAACAUGAUGCUUCUCACCUUGGACCCUGUCUCGGUAGCGAGCGGUGUGGGAAUUGCAGAGCCGCAGCCACAGCCGUAGCCGCAACCGCAGGAUGGAGUCGACGGGCCUUUGGGAUCAUGCCAGAAGUGAAAAAGCACGCCAGACCAGGCCAGGCGAGGCUCAAAAUGUGGGCCUUGUAGAUAGAAAGUGAUGAAGAGAAUCGGAAGAGGCCGGACACGAUUCAUAUGAGACUGGAGAGUCCCUCGCGGGUUAUUCUCUUGAGACUCUAGAGAGUUGUCAUCGUCGGUAGGAUCGGAGCCGAAGUGGGCAUCGUGAGCCAAAUGGAAUGCAGCAGUAACUUUCUUUUUUAUUUAUUUUUACACUGCCGGUUGGUUGGGUCGCAUUAUCUACUGCAUCGUCGACUGUGGCUGCAUACUGUUGCAUGCCGUGCUAUUUCCGAGCCUUGGUAAAUCAGUGGUCUGGAAACCCACAUGAGUCGACUUAUAGUCUUAUUCUGGGAGGAAAACAUCAAACAAUGGAGCUCGCAGGGUUUGAGGAGAACUGGGAAUAGAGGCAGGUUGGUUUGAUGACGGCGUUGGGCCUCCGUCGGCCUCUUUGCUCGAGACUGCCCUCAACAUCAUGAGAUUUAGAUUCUACUCAUUCAUCUCCCACGAUUGUGAGGCAUAUAUCUUGACGAUGCCACCAUUAACACUUGUCUGAUUAAGCUUCUGAAGGAGAGAAACACCAGUAAACCCAUUCAUUGCAAAGCCUAGACCCUGAUCACAGAUCGCUACAGGUUUAAAAAAGGGGGCCUCUCUGGCUCCCGAUCUUAACCCUUGCCAAACUGUGGAUUCAACGGCCGUUCCGUACGGGGCAUCGCUCGGCACCGGGACGGUACUUGUCACCUUAUGCUCAGCUCAUGAAUAUCAGUCAGUGUGAGUCUCAGUCUCAUAUCUGUGGCUGUAUGUACUACGCACGAAGAUCCGUAUUAUUUCCUAGGCGCCCGGCAUUCGGCAUUUUGCAAGAUUACGCCCUGAUGCAACACCACAGCAAUCAAUACUUGUACACAGUUUGACAGUCACCGCCAUCAAAUCAAUCUCUUUCUUUGACUCGUCACCACGUAGUAAACUAUGUAAUAGUCUGGUGCUCAUGGCUGGCUGCACAACUGCACGACCUCUACUCAAGAGAUCGGCAUUUGCUUAUGCUCACUUCGUCAAUUCAGCUCACAAGAGUUAAAGCGAGUCAGCCCAGCUUAUCUCGCUGACAGCUGGAGGUAUGGAUGUAUGCCACUAAUAAGAUCAAGACACAUUCAAAAGUGACAAUUCAAUCUUUCGGUCAACGUCAGUCACCGUGUGAUAUGAUCUAUUCGUUGCAGGGCGUGUAGCUAAGAUAACGAUUCCUGUAUGCACAUAUCUUCGAAUUCAAUUGCGUGGCUCAGAAAGUGACCUUGUUUCCCACACAAUCAUCAGCAGUUCUGCAUGUACCCCCAUCCCGUCCCGAUCCUUGGCCUAAGCCAUGAUCCCUGUAAUCUUUUUAGUUCCCUGGCCCUAGCGCCUCGUAAGUUCAAGGUCAGAACCUGGGAGGGUGUGUCCGUCAAUCGGCCAUGUCCACGACCACGUCUAAUAAUUCAAGAUCAAUUCAUUCUCUUGACUCACCUUGUAAUGUCUAAUGUAUAUAUACCAUCUCUCAAUCUCCUCCUUUCUUGCUUCUGCUCCCCUUCAUAUCAUCUCAACAACAACAACAUAUCUCUACACGCUCAUCAAUCUUAUCAUAUCUCAAGACUCAACGCCUCAAAGAUCGGCACUACAACAUCAGCACCAUCAUUGGACAACAUCAUUCAAGCCAACAACAGCUAGCCUACCUAGUCAUUCAUCAGUCUAGCAGCUCCCCCAACUUGAUUUAAGAUCUUGUCGACAUCUGCUAGUCAUCUCGACUCUACUCAAUCUACUCUCGUCCGACUCAAACCACCACUUACAUCACUGUAUUUUGACACCAACAAUCACCAUGGCCACUACAAUCCAACCGCAAGAACCCCACAAGACUGGCUUUCUUGACCUCCCAGUCGAGAUUCGUCUGGAAAUCUACGACCAGCUCCUCCUCACAUCGCCUUACACCCGAUGUGGCCGACCAUGCCCUGAGCAAAAAGUCCACGCUUCUCUCCUCCGCACCAACCGCCAGAUUCACGAUGAGGCUACAGAUCUUCUCUACGGCUGCAAUACAUUCCUCUCUCAUCCCACACUGCUCACAUCUUUCCCCCGCCUCCGAAACUGGUACGGCCCCGUCAAGGAGUCGUCCAUCAUUCCAAGCAUCCGCCGCUUUCAUACCCAAGUCCGCCUCGACGUCGAUCUCCCCUACGACGCUGACGCUGUGACAAAGGCGUACAGCGGACUUGACGAGCUCACCAUUGACGUUGUUCAGUCGAUGUUCCUCGGUGUCGGAUAUCGCAAUCUACGCAUGUUUGAGGGUGUCAGGGGCGUCAAGAAGGUCAAUGUCACUGGCAGCACGACUGGCUUCGAGGACUACGUCGAAUGGCUCAAGAAGUGCAUGAUGACUGAACCUGGUGCCGAGGUUCCCGAGUAUGAACCUCAACAGCAAGCCGGUUGGAUCCAGAGAUUAGCUACUGUUCACUAUUAAGCUGCUUACUCUACUCUCUUCCCUCGUUCAGCGUGUCUGCUUCGGUGUAUGGGUUUGUUGGAUUUGAAACAACGGCGAACAAAAGCAUUAACGAAAGAAUCUGUCUAUUCAUUUAGGCUUUGGAGUUUUGGCAACUCAUAAUGGGAAUUUGAUUUAGAGAUUCCCACUGCGCAUAAUGAAAAGGCGCAUCAGACCAAUUUCAGCUGUCAACUAUAUUUUUGAUACUUUAUACAUAAUAGAAUUAUAUAAUUAUCUUAACCCAGAAAAUUACAUAUCAGAGUCUCGCUGUUUUAACAAAACUGUCACGAUAAUAGAUUGUUUGUUCUAUUGCGUCCACGCAACCAUCGCAAGAUGCUGGCAGCUCAUUUGAUUAAAUACGUAUUCAUUACGCCCGCAAGUUUGUUUAACGGCCAUCACACCAUUAAAAUAAAUGCGCGAAAGUGCUA
Molecule: messenger RNA, 3086 nt
Organism: Fusarium verticillioides 7600
Lineage: Eukaryota; Fungi; Ascomycota; Sordariomycetes; Hypocreales; Nectriaceae
Exons: 1
Coding region: 2011-2640 (209 amino acids)
Source: RefSeq, a predicted model, not a curated record